AAUUUCAGACUGACAUUUGUCGCGCGUGCUUGUAGUCGCGCUGGAAUCAAUUUUGAUUGUUCUAAAUUUCGAAUUGUGACGAAAAUAGUGUUUAGUGAAAAUGAUAUUGCUAAUUCGGUAAAAAAGGCGAAACUCCUAUAAUUUAAUAUAAUCAGUGUUUAUUUUGUGCUAAGUGUCAGUAUUCAGUGAGUAUUAUGAACUUUGAGGACUAUGAAACCCUUCCGACCAGUCAAAACUUCACCACACACAUGACUGCCGGAGCAAUUGCGGGGGUGAUGGAGCAUUGCAUAAUGUAUCCCCUCGACUCCGUCAAGACGCGGAUGCAGUCGCUACGGACAGCACACAACAGCACCAUCACGGAGACAUUUCGGUACAUGGUCAAGCGGGAGGGUCUGCUCAGGCCCAUCCGCGGCAUGUCGGCGGUGGUGGUGGGCGCGGGCCCGGCGCACGCGUGCUUCUUCGCCACCUACGAGCACAGCAAGCAGACGCUCGCGCACCUCACCAGGCAUCGCCACGAACAUCUCACACAUGGUUUGUCCGGCUGCCUGGCCUCGCUCGUGCACGACGCCGUCUCCAACCCCGCUGAAGUGGUGAAGCAGCGGCUGCAGAUGCUGAACUCGCCGUACCGCGGCGUGUGGGAGUGCGCGCGCCACGUGUACCGCGCCGAGGGCCUGCGCGCCUUCUACCGCUCCUACGCCACGCAGGUCGCCAUGAACGUGCCCUUCCAGGCGCUGCACUUCGUGACGUACGAGUGGUGCCAGGCGGCGCUGAACCCGGCGCGCGCGUACGACCCGGUGGCCCACGCGCUCAGCGGAGCCUGCGCGGGCGCGCUCGCCGCCGCCUCCACCACGCCGCUCGACGUCUGCAAGACCGUGCUCAACACGCAGGUGGGUGCGGCCUGUGUCCCGCAGGCCCGGGUGACGUGGUGGAGCGGUGUAGUGACGUACGAGCCGCCUCCACCACGCCGCUCGACGUCUGCAAGACCGUGCUCAACACGCAGGUGGGUGCGGCCUGUGUCCCGCAGGCCCGGUGCUCAACACGCAGGUGGGUGCGGCCUGUGUCCCGCAGGCCCGGGUGACGUGGUGGAGCGGUGUAGUGACGUACGAGCCGCCUCCACCACGCCGCUCGACGUCUGCAAGACCGUGCUCAACACGCAGGUGGGCCCGGGUGACGUGGUGGAGCGGUGUAGUGACGUACGAGCCGCCUCCACCACGCCGCUCGACGUCUGCAAGACCGUGCUCAACACGCAGGUGGGUGCGGCCUGUGUCCCGCAGGCCCGGGUGACGUGGUGGAGCGGUGUAGUGACGUACGAGCCGCCUCCACCACGCCGCUCGACGUCUGCAAGACCGUGCUCAACACGCAGGAGCCGCCUCCACCACGCCGCUCGACGUCUGCAAGACCGUGCUCAACACGCAGGUGGGUGCGGCCUGUGUCCCGCAGGCCCGGGUGACGUGGUGGAGCGGUGUAGUGACGUACGAGCCGCCUCCACCACGCCGCUCGACGUCUGCAAGACCGUGCUCAACACGCAGGAGGCGGCGGCGCGCGCGGACGGGCUGCUGGAGGCGGCGUCGGCGGUGCUGCGCGCGACGGGCCCACUGGGCUUCUUCAAGGGCGUGCAGGCGCGCGUGCUGUACCAGAUGCCCGCCGCCGCCAUCUGCUGGCUCACCUACGAGACCAUCAAGCACGCGCUCGCCAAGAUCGAGCCGCCGCCCGCCGGUAGUACCGCGCCCAGUAGUACCGCGGCCGCCAGUAGUACCGCGCCGCCGCUGGCCUGCGCCGCGCUGCGACUGGCCGCCGCCGCGCCCGACCCGCGGCAUCCUGCGCCGCUCACGCGCACCUAAGCCCGGCGCGAGGGGUCGAUCUUGAACGUCCACUAAAUUCCU
Ostrinia nubilalis (European corn borer) is the source of this 1883-nucleotide messenger RNA. Its product is annotated as mitoferrin-1-like. Lineage: Eukaryota; Metazoa; Arthropoda; Insecta; Lepidoptera; Crambidae. Gene Ontology annotation, molecular function: ferrous iron transmembrane transporter activity. Gene Ontology annotation, biological process: iron import into the mitochondrion. The transcript has 11 exons. The coding region runs from base 195 to 1841 and encodes 548 amino acids. The record is from RefSeq and is a predicted model, not a curated record. Gene Ontology annotation, cellular component: mitochondrial membrane.